CCACAAUAGGACUAUACUACUGAUAUUCUCAAGAGAAAGUUGAAGAUGUCAAAGAAAACAAGUAUGGCAGAUAAACUAAAGGUUCAUGUCUUUUUGGGAGCACCCAAUCCCCAAUCACUGUCUGAAAAUGCCAUGGAUAAAAGUACUAAUCAGUGGAGGACUUCAGAGUUUAGCUGGAUUCAAGGAAAGCUAAGGCCCAGGAAGGAUGUCACUGAGGGCCAUAUACAUAGUCAAGUUGCUCUUGAGGCCAUUAAUAGCCCGAAUCCAGUUACUGCUCAGGAGAAGCAUAGCUUCACAGUUUCUCAAGAGGGAAAUGGGACACUGUCUGAAGAUGAUAUUACACCCUCGAUUAGUCAGUCCUGUUUGGGUAAACAUGCACCUGAAGAGGAUGACAUGAGCCCCAGACUGGUUACUGAAUAUCUAGACAGCUGCUUCCCCUCCCAACAAGCUGAACCAAGAUUUGACUCUGAACCAAGUCCUGCCAUAUCUGCAAAGACAGAAUAUCUAACCACCUGGACCAAGACACAAGGGUUGCUCCUGAAACCUGGAGUGGUUAGGGAGCAGGGCUCUUGCUCAUUCGGCACACUUGGAUCUCCCCAAACACCACCAAAACACACUCCCUCAGUCUCCUUGGGCUCUCCAGAGCUCUACAGCCCAGAGGUCAGUCCAGGAGAUAGAGGCUUUGGAGGAACCCUGCAAGGGUCAGCAGAGCUUUAUGAGAGUCUGAGCCAAAGGCUGCAGGAAGGAGGUGUGAUUUUGUUACGUACUCCUGAAGGUCUAUUGUGCUCUCAGGCCAGUGCAGUGGAGCAAGAGGACAAUGUAUUCCAGUUUGGCUCUCUGAACAAAUCUGUGGAAACCUCACCUACUCCCAGCACCUCAAAACGGCCUAAGCUCUCAACAGCUACAGCUUGGAGGCAGCAGAGAACUGGACAAGAAAACACCCUCCGACUUCAUGGUCCAACCACACUGCUCUCAAGGUGCAUCAGUCAUGGAGCGAGUUACUCCAUCUUGGUUGCUGUGGUGCACCCAUGCCAUGUGAAAGAGAUCAGCGUGAAGUCUGGAGCAUCAGCCGGAUCCAGUGUUCCGCUGGCUACGUUGAUUGUCACUGACCAGUCAGGAGUGGAGAUGAAGGUGGUGCUGUGGAGGGCAGCAGCAUUCUGGGCACUGACAGUCUAUCCAGGAGACAUAUUGCUCGUCACAGGUGUGACAGUGCACGUGGAUAAAUGGCGAGGAGAAACUGUACUACAGUCAUCCUAUAUGAGCCAACUACUGAACCUGGGCCAGAUCACGCUAGGCCAUAAUCCAGAAGCUCCACAAAAUGUAAACAUCCAGACUCUUAGAGCUCUGUGUACUCAUCUCUAUGAGAAGCGCCCUCUGCUGGUGUCUCUGCCUCCUCGCACCACGCCGAACCUGCAGUCGAUCCCCUUCGUCCGCUUUGGGUCUCUGCGACCUGACACCCUCGUUCAUGCGCUGUUAAGAGUCAAACACACCAGGAUGAUUUCAGACUGGCGCAGUGAAGCCGAAGGCGUGUCCCGGAAAGGCAGCGUGCCCAAAGCUGUGCUAACAGUAGAACAGGGAGACGGCAGACAAGGAGCCGUUGUUUUAUGGGGAACUGCUCUCACAUGGCUACAGCACAUACACACCAACAAGGAUGCAGUUUGGGAAUUGCGGUUGCUGUUGGUGAAACAGGAUGUGUCUUCAGGCCUUCUAGAGCUUCACUCCACACCAUGGAGCUCAUUCCAAGCUCUGCUCCCAAGUAACCCACGAUACAAAGAGUUCUGCAGCACAGUCACAUCACACCGUGGCAACAGCACCAGCUUUGAGAUUGACCUACCCACACUCCUGUCUCAGAAAUACACAGGUGACGUAGAGCUGAGAGUUCAAAUCAUAGUAUUCCAGUUCCACAGCACUCCUUCCCAGGAUGCAGUGCUGCUCAUAGAUGGAGAGACGCCUCUGGAAAGGAUCCUGGACAUUGUGUCUGGUGACAUCACUUUCACUGGAUGUGGCCUGUGCUGUGCUGAGUUAGACACAGACGAGAACGGCAUCUACAGGCCGUGCUACCCGUGCCUGCCUCAUACGGGAGUACGGCGUUACUACAGGCCUGUAGUUCUGACUGUGAGAGAGGGACAGAGUCAGGUCUGUGUCCAUGUUCCACCUACACUUGUGCAGAAGAUCCUGCUUAACACUCCACCAGACAAGCUUAACAAGUCUGUAGCUCCUGAGUCAGAGGAGAGAUUUAUUCAGGUUGUGGCUAAGAGGAUCCACUCCAUCCUGUCCACUCCAAGGUCCAGGUUUCAUCUCACCAUCCACAGUCAUUUUGACUGUGAUGAAAACAGCAUUCCUAUUAUACAGAAUUUCUUACUCUUAGAUUUUAUAUCACAUGAAGCUUGAAGCAAUAAACAGUGCGCUGUUAUACUUACUGAUUUGCCUUAUGUACAGUUCCUGUCAACUCAGACAUGGAAUAAUUGUAAUAAGUAAAGACAGUAUGGAUCUAAAUUAUUUUUUGUGUCUAUGUAAGUAUAAAUUGUAAAAGCACCAAUUAACAUAUUAAUCUGUAUAUAUUUUAUACACUGUAUAAAUUAUUGUAACCAAUAAAUUAGUUCUGCAUUUGCAA
Messenger RNA from Tachysurus vachellii, 2614 nucleotides. It is a transcript of the gene shld2, whose product is annotated as shieldin complex subunit 2. The record is from RefSeq and is a predicted model, not a curated record. The transcript has 8 exons. Bases 46 to 2391 code for a protein of 781 amino acids. Gene Ontology annotation, biological process: regulation of double-strand break repair via homologous recombination. NCBI's taxonomy places the organism in Eukaryota, Metazoa, Chordata, Actinopteri, Siluriformes, Bagridae. Gene Ontology annotation, cellular component: site of double-strand break; nucleus.